Closterium sp. Yama58-4 is the source of this 1146-nucleotide messenger RNA. The record is from the annotation of a GenBank genome assembly. Lineage: Eukaryota; Viridiplantae; Streptophyta; Zygnematophyceae; Desmidiales; Closteriaceae.
AUGCUAGUACCAUUAAACUCCCAGUCUCGAUCUGACCAACAACUCUCUUGUAGCUCACCUCUAGCAACAGCUGAGCUGGUGCGAUUCGUUAUCGCCGCCGCUGCUCUCUCUGCAAACAUGACGUGGAUUACUGCGCGUGCUGCCCUCUCAGCAGCCCUGCUGGUAACUUUCGUCGCGCUUCUCGCUCCUCCCCGCCCAUUCGCCGCCGCGCAAUCCGCGUUUCUUAUAGCGAAAGCGAAGACGCUGCGCGCCGUUGCGGACCAAAUGGCGGCGAACCUGACAGCGGCGCAAGCGGACGCCGCGAGAUGCGCGGACGAAGUAGCCAACGCCACGCAAGCGCUGUCCGAUCUGCUGGCCCCGGACACGGCACUCAGCGACCGCAUUUCAAGCAUCUCCGAUAUGAAUAUAAGCCUCGCCAAUGCACAGAACGACCUCAAUAUCGCGAAUAAGGUCCUCGCUCAACGAAUCGCGGAUCUCAAGGCGUAUAAUGACGACCCGUCGAAGUUCCCGCAAAUUCCGGCGGCGCAGAAGGCGGUGGACGAAGCGACGCGGCGCGCGAACACGACAUCCGCGCUGAUAGCGAGGUGGCAGGACAUCAUGCAGGAUGCUUUGCAGGCCGAGGCCGAGGCGCAAAAAUCGGUCGCGAAUAACCCGUCUUCGGCGGCGGCACAGGUGACGCUCGCGGACGCGCAGGAGUCGCUGAAAUAUGUGGUGGACGUAUACGCGGAUAUCGUGGCGCAAGAUCAGCGCGCGCAGGCGCGGCUGGCGCGCGUGAAGAAGGAAUUGAGCGAUCUUCAGCAGAACCCGCCUGUGGUCGAUGUGAACGUUUUUCCGAAGGCCGUGGAUGACGCACGAGCCGCGGUUUCCGUCGCCCGCCAGGUGUACGACAGCAUGCUUGCGGCUAUUACUGACGCGCAGAAUGCGGUGAAUCAGUACAAGGCGGCGAAGGCGAAGGCGAUCGCUGAUGCGAAGACGCGUUUGGCGAAGGCGAAGCAGAGCCAGGCUGUCGCAGACAAGAAGGUGAUUCAGCUCACGGAUAAGCUCAAGGUCGCGCAGGCGCAAGCUGACAGUGCCGAAAAGGCUGCCGGAAUCAGCAAACCUGCUGUUGGGAUGAGCAAGACUGGUGGGCGCAGGAAGAAACACUAA